Molecule: messenger RNA, 3356 nt
Organism: Pneumocystis murina B123
Lineage: Eukaryota; Fungi; Ascomycota; Pneumocystomycetes; Pneumocystales; Pneumocystaceae
Exons: 19
Coding region: 102-3308 (1068 amino acids)
Biological process (GO): peptide catabolic process
Cellular component (GO): cytosol; mitochondrion
Molecular function (GO): metal ion binding; metalloendopeptidase activity
Source: RefSeq, a predicted model, not a curated record
AUAAAUUAGUAAAUAAUUAAUUAUUAUUUUUGGACUAGGAAAUCAACAUAUAUAAGAUCAUUUGAAUAAUCUUUCUUAAAUCUUUUCUUUAUAUUACAUUUAUGUGGAGCUAUUUCAUAUUUUUUUCACUUAUAUUUCUUUUAAAAACAGAAUCACAUAUAAUACAACAUAAUAAAACAGAUCAUAUAUUAUAUAAAAGAGCUACUACAGCAACACUUCUUACAGAAAACAUUAAGAAGCCAGAAGGCGAUCAUUAUUCUUAUAGAUUAAUUCAAUUAUCUAAUGGACUUAAAACCUUAUUAAUCAGUUAUCCAGAUUCACUGAGUGCAGGAGCAGCAUUGGAUGUAAAAGUUGGCCAUUUUAGCGAUCCUGAUGAUAUCCCUGGCGUUGCUCAUUUUUGUGAGCACUUACUAUUUAUGGGCACAAAAAAAUAUCCUGGAGAAGAUGAUUUUAGUGAAUAUUUGUUGACUCAUGCUGGAACUUAUAAUGCAUAUACCUCAACAGAAGAUACAAAUUAUUUCUUCUCUGUAGAACCUAAAUCUUUUGAAAAAGCAUUAGAUAUGUUUUCUCAGCUUUUUAUUUCUCCUUUGAUUUUGAAAAGAUCGGUAGAACGGGAAGCACAUGCUGUUGAUUUAGAACAUAAAAAGAACCUUCAAAAUGAUGCCUGGCGUCUAUUUCAGCUCGAGAAAUCCAUUUCUAAUCCAAAAAGUCCUUAUAGCAAGUUCGGUACAGGAGAUUACGUAACAUUAGUUGAAAACACAAGAAAGAAAGGAAUAGAUAUUGCAUCUGUAGUUUCUAAGUUUUUCUCAACUUAUUAUUCUUCAAAUUUGAUGAAACUUGUUAUUUUUUCAUCAGAAUCUCUUGAUAAUCUUGAGAAAUUAGCUGUUAAAUACUUUACUGAUAUUCCUAAUAAGAAUCUUGAAGUACCCAAAUUUACUGAAAAGCCGUUUGGGGCUGAUGUUAUUGGGAAACAAUAUUGGUAUAAACCGAUAGCAGAUUCAAAUUCAAUCGAACUCGUAUUUCCUAUUGAUACUCAAAGGAUGUUUUAUAAGUCUAGUCCUUCUGACUAUUUGAGACAUUUUUUAGAUCAUAGAUCAUAUGGUUCUGUUUUUUAUACUUUAAAUCAGCGGGGAUGGAUAACUGAUAUUAGUGUUUAUAGUGAAUAUAUAGUCUCUGAAACGGAUGCUCUUAGAAUAAAUAUAGGUCUUACUGAAAUCGGGCUUGAUAAUUAUGAAGAUAUAUUAGGAUUAGUAUUUCAAUUUCUGAGAAUGCUUCGAGACAACACUCCUAAUGAGGACUAUUUUAAAGAUUUGAUUAAGAUAGAUGAUGUAUCAUUUCGUUUUAAAGAUCAGCCAAAAUUAAUGUCAUAUGCUUCACACUUAGCAUCAGUUAUGCAGCUACCAUAUAUAGAAGAUGUGGACUUAUUGAGGUCUUCAUAUCUUUCUGAGUAUGACCAUAAACAGUUUGCAAAACUACUUAGUGUGUUACGUGAUGAUAAUUAUUUCCUUACCAUUACUUCCAAAACUAAACCCGGUUAUUGGGACUUAAGAGAACCUUGGUAUGGCUCGGAGUAUAAGGUUGAUGUUUUCAGUCAAACACUUUUGGAGAAAACUAGAAAAGAUGAUUUAAAUAUUUCUUUGAAAUUUCCAGAGAAAAAUAUCUUUAUUCCAGAAUUAUUUAUUAGAGCAAACGUUUCUACUCACAAAAAAACGAAACCUACUCUUAUGUAUAAUGAUACUAGACUCCGUUACUGGUAUAAGGAAGAUGAUACAUUUUCUAUACCCAAAACAUUUAUAUCUGCACUUAUUAAGAUUCCUGAUUAUUCUUCUUCGCCUUUUGAAACUGCUCAUUCAAAGAUCUAUCUUGAUAUGUUAAUUAAUCAUGUCAGUACGCAGCAUUAUAAUGCUAUUGUUGCUGGAUAUUCACUUACAAUAAGUGCCAUUGAUAUUGGGAUUUAUUUAUCUAUAUAUGGCUUUAGUGAUAAAAUACUUCUAUUGCUUGAUAAGGUUAUUGAAUCUAUGCGACUUUAUACUCCUUCUCUCGCCUCUUUUAUGUCAUCUAGACAGAAGUAUCUAUACAUGUAUGAGUAUGAUAAAGUUUCAAUGCCUUAUUCCAAGGUGUCACAAGUUUCUCUUGCUUUUCAUGAUCCAUUAUAUUGGCCUUCUUCAGAAAUGUUGUAUGCUAUAAAUUCAACGACUUAUGAAGAUGUCCAGGUUUUUCAUUCGAGGAGAUUUUCUUCCGUAUUUACUGAAGUAUUAGCAGUCGGUCUGCUUUCAAAUAGUACAAAAGAUUUACUUGAAAUAUAUUUUAAAGCCCUUUCUCCUAAGAAACAAUAUCCCUAUCAGAUUCUUCCUUCUCGAUCUUAUAUUUUUAAAGAAGGAAGCAAUUAUAUUUACGAAAUGUCAUUGUUAAACCCUCAAGAAGUGAACUCAGCAAUCCUUUAUUCUUUACAAGUUGGAUCUUCAAAAGAUUCAAAAUUAAUAGCAUUACUUAAUGUCCUCUUUAGUCUUAUUAGAUCAAGAGUGUUUAAUCAAUUAAGAACUGAGGAACAAUUAAGCUAUGUUGUUAGGGUUUCUUCGUAUACUUCAACCGCUCUAAUGAGUUUUUUUUUCGUUCUUCAAAGUUUGAGGGAUCCAUUUUAUUUAGAGCAACGUAUCAAUGCAUUUUUAUAUAGAUUUGCAGCUUUUAUUGAUACCAUUACUGAUGAACAACUUAAAAGUGUUGUUAAUACACUUCUUCCUUUAUUCUCUGGGAGGUAUACAUCCCUUCCAAAGGAGUCGGGUGUAUAUUUGGCUUCCAUUGUUUCAGGGUUUUAUGAUUUUGAUAUUAGGAAGAAGAUAUAUAGGUCUUUAAAGGGACUAACGAAAGAGGAUCUGAAAGACUACUUUUAUAACUAUUUCUACCCUGAUUCAGCUACUCGGAAGAAAUUAUCUAUUCACUUAAAAUCACAAACUUUAGAAUCGGUUUCCGUUCGAGAUUUCUCGCCAAGAAGGCUUCAAUAUUAUUUUAAAUGCAACGGAUUAGAUAUCUCAUUAGAAGAUCUUUCUGAUUUAAUAGAAAGUAGUCAUUUAUUAGUAGAUUUUGAAAAAGCGUUAAAGAAAUUCUUCACAAAUAAGUAUCCGCAUAAAGAUGUUUCUGAAAUAGUUUCUCAAGCUUUUAAAUAUCUUAAAGAAUUAUAUACAAAAUUAAAGAAAGAUGCUAUUAAAAAUUACGAUGCACAACAUUUUACUGAUUUAACUACAUUUAAGAAUUCUUUGAAAUUAUCACCUGUACCUCUUCCUGUAAUGAAAUGGUCUAGUUAUUAUUAAGUUGUGUAGUUUUAUUAGUAUUUAAAUUAUGUACUUUUAAGAUUUAGG